Molecule: messenger RNA, 668 nt
Organism: Engraulis encrasicolus (European anchovy)
Lineage: Eukaryota; Metazoa; Chordata; Actinopteri; Clupeiformes; Engraulidae
Gene: rps10
Product: ribosomal protein S10
Exons: 6
Coding region: 23-619 (198 amino acids)
Cellular component (GO): cytosolic small ribosomal subunit
Molecular function (GO): RNA binding; structural constituent of ribosome
Source: RefSeq, a predicted model, not a curated record
AUAUCUGUCAGGCGUGGGCCUAAUGGCACCGCUAGGGCACCAUUUCCACUUCCAUAAAUGCUGUCCUCCGCGCAUGCGCAACCCCUUUUCUGCUCCGGUGUCACAACAGAGCGACAAGAUGUUGAUGCCCAAGAAGAACCGCAUCGCCAUUUACGAGCUCCUGUUCAAGGAGGGAGUCAUGGUGGCCAAGAAGGAUGUCCAUCUGGCCAAGCACCCUGAGCUGGCCGACAAAAAUGUCCCCAACCUGCACGUCAUGAAGGCUAUGCAGUCUCUGAAGUCGUGCGGGUAUGUGAAGGAGCAGUUUGCCUGGAGGCACUUCUACUGGUACCUGACUAAUGAGGGCAUCCAGUACCUGAGGGACUUCCUUCACCUGCCCCCAGAGAUUGUGCCCGCCACCCUCCGCAGGCAGACUCGCCCCGAGACCGCCAGGCCAAGGCCCAAGGGUCUGGAAGGCGAGAGGCCCGCUCGUCUGGCACGCGGCGAAGCAGACAGAGACGCUUACAGACGUUCUGGAGCACCUCCUGGUGCUGACAAGAAGGCUGAGGCCGGAGCUGGUUCAGCUACAGAAUUCCAGUUUAGAGGCGGAUUUGGCCGUGGAAGAGGACAGCAACCUCAGUAAAGCAGCAGUGGAUUUAUGUAAAAUAAAAACUUCGAAACAAAAAAGGAAA